Pelobates fuscus (common spadefoot toad) is the source of this 4776-nucleotide messenger RNA. It is a transcript of the gene TBC1D30, whose product is annotated as TBC1 domain family member 30. The transcript has 15 exons. The record is from RefSeq and is a predicted model, not a curated record. Bases 643 to 3423 code for a protein of 926 amino acids. Gene Ontology annotation, cellular component: endoplasmic reticulum. Lineage: Eukaryota; Metazoa; Chordata; Amphibia; Anura; Pelobatidae.
GAGAGGAAAUAGAGACCGGUCACUUGUAUGGCGCUACAGACUAGGAACCACAGCCUUUAACCUUCUCAUUGCCAUAUUGACAGAAGAUGUAGCAGUAGUUGUCAGAUUUAAGAAAGACCGUACUGGCAAUUGUGCAAAACUCUGCUGAUAUGGAUUUAGUAUUAAGUUAAAUCCGGUACCCUAAACCCCACCAGUUAAACAUUUUAAUAAGUAUUCCUGUUUGCUCUACCCCCUCCCUAUCUUGUUAUAUUAAGAGGAGGGUGUCUACUGUGCCUGCAAGCUGAAGCAGGUGGACUGACUGAAGACGUCACACAAUCUUAUUCACCUGUUAGCUGAGAAAGUGACCAGACAGGUUUGAACCACUUGGAGAGGGAGAGAAAAAUAAGGCAGUGUUUACUGAGCGAACACAAGAAAUGGAAGGUGUCUCCACCCCUUGUAACUCUGGAUAGUACAUUCCCGGAACUUUUCCAGUUUGAGAAAGUUGGAUCGUGUAUUGGAGUCAAACAAAAACUUAGCAGAUCAGGCAUGAGUAAUCUUACCACCCUUCAGCACUGCCAGCUUACACCACUGUUGGUGACAUGUCGAUAAAAACUUUUUGGGUAUUGUACGUUCACUGUAUACUUGCAGUAACCCAUUGGAAACAUGGAGGUGGGUACUCAGGAUGUGGAUGUAGAUUUGGAGAAUGAUGUAUUUGUAUACCAGAGCCUUAAAGAAUCCGUCAUGCCUGCAAGAAAUGGAUGGCCCACCACUUUCCCCGCUGUCUGGCCACCACAAAACCAUGAUGAAUGUGAAACGGCGAUCCCGGUAAAUGGUCAUUUACGUGGUAGGGGCAGUAUUGAUAGUGUUAACUCUGGUUUCCCUCAAGAGGACUUCAGUCGGACAACGUCUCUAGUGAACGGACUGCUUACAGAGUUAUAUGAUACUUAUCGUGGUGGUUUGGGCAAUGGACGGGUCUGCCAUGACAGCAUAGACAGCUCGACAGAGGCUUCAGGGUCAGAUGCCUUUUUGAGUAGGAGCAAUCCCGAAUCUGCCUUCCUUCAGGAGCUUUCUGAGAAGCAAAGCCUAAGGCAUCAAAUACAGUACUUAAGGCAAAAAGAUUGCAGUGAGCUUAAGGCUAUAAGGGAAGAACUUGACCACCAAAUUUGGGUCCAUUCUGCUAAACUUCUUCGUCAGCUUAAACAGAAAGACCGUCUCCAGAACAAGGUGCAGAAGAAUUGUGACAUCGUCACAGCUUGCCUGCAGGCAGUGUCACAGAAACGCCGUGUGGACACAAAGCUGAAGUUUACUUUGGAACCUUCUUUGGGACAGAAUGGCUUUCAACAGUGGUAUGAUGCCCUGAAAGCAGUUGCCAGACUUCCAACUGGAAUACCAAAAGAAUGGAGACGGAGAGUAUGGCUAAAUCUAGCAGACCACUAUUUGCACAGCAUUUCUAUUGACUGGGAGAAAACCCUACGCUUUACUUUUAAUGAAAGAAGCAAUCCUGACGAUGACUCCAUGGGUAUACAAAUCGUUAAGGAUCUUCACAGGACAGGAUGCAGCUCAUAUUGCGGACAGGAGGCAGAACAGGACCGUGUUGUGCUGAAGAGGGUGCUAUUGGCCUAUGCAAGAUGGAACAAGUCUGUUGGAUAUUGUCAAGGUUUUAACAUACUGGCUGCUCUGAUCCUUGAAGUGAUGGAAGGGAAUGAAGGAGAUGCACUGAAAAUAAUGAUUUAUCUUAUAGACAAAGUUCUUCCUGACAGUUACUUUGUUAAUAAUCUGCGAGCGUUAUCAGUGGAUAUGGCAGUGUUUCGGGAUCUCUUACGAAUGAAACUGCCUGAGCUUUCUCAACAUCUCGAUGUGCUUCAGAGGACUGCUAACAAGGAGAGUGGAGGAGGUUAUGAGCCCCCUCUUACGAAUGUUUUUACAAUGCAGUGGUUCUUAACGUUGUUUGCCACCUGUCUACCGAAUCACACAGUCCUCAAGAUCUGGGACUCUGUGUUUUUUGAGGGAUCGGAGAUCAUCUUAAGAGUGGCAUUGGCCAUCUGGGAAAAAUUGGGAGAACAAAUAGAAUGUUGUGAGAAUUCAGAUGAUUUCUACAGUACAAUGGGGAGACUGACCCAAGAGAUGCUUGAAGAUAAUCUAAUUGACAGCAAUGAACUGAUGCAGACGGUUUAUUCUAUGGCUCCAUUCCCGUUCCCACAGCUGGCUGAACUGAGAGAGAAAUACACCUAUAACAUUACACCGUUUCCAGCACCUGUGAAAUCUGCUUCAUUUUCUGGACGUCCAAGCAAAAUGCGAGACAGUGAUGAGGAAAACGACUUGGAUGAGGAAGAUUUUAAUGCCAACGCGUUUGGUUGCCUUGGACCAUUCAGUGGGCUUUUGAUCCCAGAAUUGCAGAGAUACCAAAAGCAAAUUAAAGAUCAGAAAGAAAAUCAAAGCUUGCAACCCAGUAACAUUGCCGAACUGAGUCCAGGAGCCAUUGACUCAUGUCGAAGUGAUUACCAUGCAGUGUUCAACAGCAUGAUGAUGGAACGUAUGACCACAGAUAUCCACGCCCUGAAACAACAAUAUUCUAGAAUAAAGAAACGACAACUGCAACAAAUAAACCAAGUCUACAUCAGAGCAGGACUUGAAGAAGAGAGAGACCCUGGGAUCCCACGUGAUCCCAGGGAUCAGCUGAGUAAUGAUAAGGGGACUGUAAGCAGCAUUCUGCCUUCCCAGGUAAAUAAUUCACCUGUGAUAAAUCAUCUGUUACUUGGUAAGAAGCUAAAGCAGGUGAACCGAUCUUCUAAAAAUGCAGUGGUGCAGUUACCAACUUCUAAAUCAUCGAUACAACUGGGUGAAGAUUCCAAAUCCAAGGUGAACUCCCCUUGGCGAACCCACAUCAGAGUUCAUCGCAAAAACAUCGCAAGGGCCAAAAGCCAGCUAGGGUAUGGGGAUACAAUUGGACUUAUUGAGGAACAAAAUGAUAUUCCUAAAGAUCAAAUCGAUGACUCAAAGGAACCUGAAGAAAUUGUGCAGGAUCCAGUAGUGGAUGGAGAAGAAAGCAACUUGGAUAGGACUGUUAUGAAGGUAGAUGGCCACUCCCCAGAGCCUGUUUAUCAAGACGAAAAUGCAAAUGUGACUGUUGUGCAGAGCAAGUUGGAAGCCUUGGAGCUGAACACAAAUGAUGAAAGUGAUACAAAGUCAGAGAUAGGCCAGGCCUUACCGGACACGCCUUCUGAUUCUCAAAGCUCUUCUAGCGAAAGUGGAACUUUAACAAAGUCCCCCAAAGGGCAGGUUUUUAGCCCUUUUCCAAGUGUCAAACCACUUAUGAAAUCAACCACAGCCAGAAAUUUGGGUUUGUAUGGGCCAAACAAUAGAACACCCACUGUACAUUUCCCACAUAUGAGCAAAAGCUUCAAUAAGCCUGCCAAUGGUACAACGGGGAGCAAGAAACGGUAACUGAAUACAUUCCAUUUCAUAGAGACUGUGUUCUUUGGUUCUCCUUUUGCCAUCAAACAUUUUUCUUUCACUGUUAUGGAUAAGGGGUUAACACUAAAAGCAUUAGCACCCACUGUCAAAACCCAGUCUUGUUUGUUCUGCAGCUACUGUUUUGUUGAACAACCAACCAGAGUUUGCUAAAAAAAAAAUUAAAAAAAAGUUUGUGAAAUGUUUAAUAUUGGCAAUACCAGUUUGCCGAAUACUUUUAGCGAUAUCCAAGGAGUGGCAUAAACAAUUGGUUUCGGUUUGUUCAUAUCGUAGGAAUUCUAGAAUUAUGCUGCAGGCCAUUCGCCUUAGAUCAGAGCUCUCCUUAACUUUUUUUAUGGAGUAAAUUUUGGAUCUUUUAAAUUUUUCCAGUCGAGUGGAUCGCAUAAACUAACUUAUUGUAAAAAUCAGUGGGCAGCCCAAAAAUACCACUGGAGCCUACGUCCUGCUUGCAGUUAUACAUCUGAACAUAUAUGCUCCUGGUUGCACAACGUAUUAACGCCAAAUGUUCUUCUGUGUAGUUGGUUUAGAAUAUUGUAACACCCCAUCGUGGCUAUGUUAAUUUGUAAUUAAUAUGUAAAUUAAAGUUGGAUAACCAAUACUUAUGUAACUUUAAAAUAAAGGAUUAAAACUAGAAGGGCAGUUUAGAGAGUACAAAUAGAUGGUGCUUACGCUUUUGGUGUUACCAAAAUUCCAUUGAAAAUAAGAAUGGUUGCCCUAAUUUUUGUGAUUUGCACGUGUGUGUGUGUGACUCAAGUAUACUUAAAUAUGGUAUACACUUAACAGAAUGGUCGUAAAAUACUGCACAUCCACAAAAAAUGAAUUCUAUAUGUAUUCAUUGACGACCAAUUAUAUAGUCCAAUAGAAUGAUGUCAUUAACUUCCCACAUUGCUCACAUAUAUGUUGAAUGGUGUAUGCAGACAUUAAGUUCAUAUUUGUAUCUUUACUCCUUAGCAAACGGCCUUGGAAAAUGCAAUUGAAUUAGUUACAUCAAUUUCCACAUUGACGCUUAAGGAAUGACUGCCUAAAUUAUGCAUGCUUUCUUUUUGCAUCUUUGUUUAGAUUGUCUUGUUGAUAUGUUAUUGGGGGGGAAAAAAAUACUUUUCUUUCUAAAAAUCUGUGAAGUCUUUGUUCAUAUGCAACACUCCCCCAAUCUAAUGAAGGGGUUUUGUGUAGGGUUACCUGUAAAGUAGCAUCAAGCUAUUUUGUUUUCCAAAAUGUUGUCUCUCCAUAUUUAAAGUGCCAAAAAAGCAUGCUUUCUCUAGAGCAGUGGUUCCCAACCUAGUCCUUAAGUACCCCCUAACAGUGCAGGACUGGGGGAUUACCCAU